CCACAAUCCAGUAUGGCGGAAUCCGUUGGUGAGUGGAACUGUCGUUGGCGCGCUCUCCAACGGGAGUAAAGUCCGGUGCGGUGCGUCUGAUCGCGGCGGAGCUGCGGAGAGUUCGACCGUUGAGUGAAGAGAAACCAACACGCAGAGUUUGAUUACGGCCAGAGGGGGUGCUGUGUGCAUCUGAACAUCUCUCUUUCCCUGUCCCGUGUCUCUCUUGACCUGUCUGUCCAGUCAACAGUGGAUGGUGACCAGCCAACAAACCCUAGAGGAGCCGUGAGGCACUUCUCAAAUCCUCAUCCGCCAGGACACACUACUCUAAUAGUCGGGCCACUUCAGAAAGAGCUGCCAACACAAUGAGUUCCCACAGCCGCCCAGAUGGACUUCCCGGUAAAGAACAUCCACUGGAGCUUCUGAAGCCAUCUGGUGUCAACCACAUUCCUCCUGUUGAUGUGAGUGCGGCUCUGCCACUGCAAGUUCCCCCCUCUGCCAUCCCCAUGGACCUGCGCGUGGAUCACCAGUUUGCUCUGGCCCCGGCGGACCCGGCUCAACGCGAGCAGCAGCUGCAACAGGAACUGCUUGCGCUCAAGCAGAAACAGCAGAUCCAGAGGCAGCUCCUCAUCGCAGAGUUUCAGCGGCAGCACGAUCAGCUCUCGCGCCAGCAUGAAGUGCAGCUGCAGGAGCAUGUCAAGCAUCAACAGGAUCUUCUGGCCCUGAAACAUCAGCAGGAGCUUCUGGAGCACCAGCGGAAGUUGGAGAGACAUCGCCAGGAACAAGAGCUGGAGAAACAACAGCGGGAACAGAAGCUUCAACUACUCAAGAACAAAGAGCGUGGCCAAGAGAGCGCUGUGGCGAGUACUGAGGUGAAGAUGAGGUUGCAGGAGUUUGUCCUGAAUAAGAAGAAAGCACUGGCCCAGAGGAGCCUCAACCACUGCUUGCCUAACGACCCACGCUACUGGUACGGGAAAACCCAGCAUAGUUCACUGGACCAGAGCUCGCCACCUCAAACAGGGAUUUCCACUUACAACCACCCGGUGCUGGGAAUGUACGACCCCAAAGAUGACUUCCCGCUCCGCAAGACUGCUUCUGAGCCCAACCUGAAGCUGCGCUCCAGACUGAAGCAGAAAGUGACAGAGCGCAGGAGUAGCCCGCUGCUGCGGAGGAAGGACGGGCCCAUCACUACUGCUAAGAAACGUUCUCUUGACAUGGCAGAAUCUGCAUGCAGCAGUGCUCCUGGUUCAGGCCCAAGUUCACCCAACAACAGUUCGAACAACAUUACCAAUGAGAAUGGCAUCGCUGGAUCCAUCUCCAACAGUCCAAUGGAGCCAUCAUUGGCACACAGACUGGCCGGUAGAGAGGGACCUGUUAGCCAGCUGUCACUGUACACGUCACCCUCCCUCCCCAACAUCACCCUGGGUCUGCCAGCAAAUGGCCCCUCCAACGUUGCAUCUGGCCAGCAAGAUGGUGACAGAAUGGCAGUGCCAGGAAUACCCAUAACCACUCCGUUCAUGCACGGGGCCCAUCUGCCAUCUUACCUGACCGCCUCCAGUUUAGAGCGAGAGAGCGGCUCUGCACAUAACUCUCUACUGCAGCAUAUGGUGCUUCUGGAGCAGUCAGCGGCGCAGAACUCACUGAUCGCAGGUCUUGGGGGUGUACCCCUGCAGUCUCAUCCCAUCCACAAGCUCCGGCAGCAUCGGCCUCUGGGACGCACACAGUCGGCCCCACUGCCUCAGAACGCUCAGGCGCUACAACAGCUGGUGGUUCAACAGCAGCACCAGCAGUUCCUCGAGAAACACAAGCAACAGUUCCAACAGCAGCAACUGCACAUCAGCAAGAUGAUGGCGAAGCCAAGCGAGCCAAGUCGACAGCACGAGAGCCACCCGGAGGAGACGGAAGAGGAACUGAGGGAGCACCAGGGGCUAGCCGAUUCCGCAGAGGGUCUUCCUCAUGGGGUCACCAUCAAACAGGAACCUCCAGAUGAACAGGAUGAAGAGCUCCAACUGAGAGAGAGACAGGCAGAGGAAGAGCUGCUCUUCAGACAGCAAGCUCUCCUGUUGGAGCAACAGAGGAUACAUCAGCUGAGGAACUAUCAGGCGUCAAUGGAAGCAGCCGGGCUGUCAGUGACUUUCCCAGGCCAUCGACCCCUGUCCAGAGCACAAUCCUCUCCAGCAUCAGCCACAUUUCCCAUCGUAGUGCAGGAACCUCCGGCCAAACCACGCUUUACCACCGGUCUGGUGUAUGACACAUUGAUGCAGAAGCACCAGUGUAUGUGUGGAAACAGUAACAUACACCCCGAGCACGCCGGCCGCAUCCAGAGCAUCUGGUCACGACUGCAGGAAACAGGACUGCGCGGCCAGUGUGAGGGUAUUCGGAGCAGGAAAGCCACUCUGGAGGAGUUACAGACCGUUCACUCUGAAGCUCAUGUGCUGCUUUAUGGCACCAACCCACUCCGACAGAAACUUGACUGCUCGGGGACUCCCAUGUUCGUGAGACUCCCGUGCGGAGGAAUCGGGGUUGACAGUGACACAAUCUGGAAUGAAGUUCACUCUUCCAGUGCUGCUCGUCUGGCUGUGGGAUCUGUGGUGGAUCUGGUCUUUAAGGUUGCAUCGGGAGAGCUGAGGAACGGCUUUGCUGUAGUACGACCUCCAGGACACCACGCUGAGGAGAGCACGCCAAUGGGAUUUUGCUAUUUCAACGCUGUCGCCAUUGCAGCCAAACUCCUGCAACAGAGACUCAACGUCAGUAAGAUUCUGAUUGUAGACUGGGAUGUUCACCAUGGCAACGGAACUCAACAGGCCUUCUACAGCAACCCCAAUGUCUUGUAUGUGUCUCUCCAUCGCUAUGAUGAUGGUAACUUCUUCCCUGGCAGCGGUGCCCCUGAUGAGGCGGGCAUUGGUCCAGGUGUGGGAUUUAAUGUGAACAUGGCUUUCACCGGAGGUCUGGAGCCACCCAUGGGGGACGCAGAGUACCUGGCAGCAUUUAGAACGGUGGUGAUGCCUAUUGCCAAUGAGUUUGCUCCAGACGUUGUGCUGGUUUCUUCUGGUUUUGACGCUGUGGAGGGGCAUCCACCACCUCUGGGAGGAUACACGCUAACGGCCAAAUGUUUUGGCUACCUGACCAAGCAGCUGAUGGGACUGGCCGGCGGCCGGCUGGUGCUAGCCCUGGAGGGUGGUCACGACCUCACCGCCAUUUGCGAUGCCUCUGAAGCAUGUGUUUCUGCUUUGCUUGGAAAUGAGUUGGAGCCUCUCCCUGAAGAAGUGCUGCAACAGAGGCCGAAUCCCAAUGCCGUUCACUCCAUGGAGAAAGUUCUGGAAGUCCACAGUAAAUACUGGCGCUCGCUGCAGCGAUCAGCCUCGACUCUGGGCUACUCUCUGCUGGAGGCUCAGAGGUGUGAAACUGAAGAGGCGGAGACUGUGACCGCCAUGGCCUCCCUGUCUGUGGCCAACAAGAACAUGGGGAAGAGGACAGAGGAGGAGCCCAUGGAAGAGGAACCUCCAUUGUAGAAGGUCCAUUUAACUGCCUUGGUGACCCUCUUGGCUCAGAGCCUCUUGAAGUCUCUGUGCUCACUCUGCUCUCUCCACUCGUUUCAUUUUUUGUCCCACCUCUGCCUGGCAGGGCAUGAUGUGCGCACUUUAAGCACGGGACUCGAAACGGCCUGAAGAAACCUCCAUGACACCCAGAGUGCAACAGUCUCAGCCCUGUUAGACAGUCUCUGUCUGUGGCAGAACUACUAGGAUUCAGUACCUGGUCUGUCCACAUGGACGCAUACUUUUGAGCAGGACAUUGACUUAUGUUCCAUUGUUAGAUGUGAGAGCUGGUGCUUUCAACAAGAACUUUUGUUAUGUUUCUUUCCAGAGCCACUAAAGUCCACAUGACUGACUUUGGCUGUGGGCCACAAUGCAGCCGCAUCCUUCUCGUUUUUAUUCGUUGUCAUGUUUGUUUGUCUUAAGAAAAGAAGUGACUCAUUCCAUUUGUCAUCCAAGUUACUGCUAAAUGCUUCUGACAUUGUUUUUGGAAGAUGAGAUCUGAGAUUGGGAGAGAGUGAAGAAUUGGGAAACCCAACCGAGAGCCAUAAGAGUGGACAAUGCGAGUUUGUGCCUUUUUUUGUGAUGGAUUGAGAAGAACAUUGCCUUAAACUAGUUACAGGAGGGGUUGAAAAUGUUGAGCUCCAUUCCACCUCUGUUCUUGCUUUUCAAGAGGUGGUACAUGUGAGGGUCAAAGGCUGGCCUGAAGAAUCGGAAAAACCCCUCAGCAUGUUUACCAGGAACUCCCUGCAGAAAUUGUCACGCUUCACACACAUUAUUGAACUUUUUACUGUUUUUUUUUUCCUGUUCUGUCAUUUUACUGUGCUUGUGUUGGACAUCACAUAACAAAUUAACUUGUAAGGUAGUUGCCAGCUAUCCAAGGGCAAACAUUGUUUGAGCACUUUUCAAUUGAAUUCUCCAGUGCUUUAGAAGGCAAGCCAAUGUGUAGCGACUUUUCAACUCUAAUGACCAAAUACACACCUCGUCCUCCUUUUCGAAAGCAUUGACCAGCAUGCACCAUUGCGGAACAUCUUUCCAUCUGCCAAGUUUGAAUUCAUCUGCCAUAGAUUAACAGCAACUAUUUCGAAGCAUGAAUUUGCUGUUAAAACAGUAGUUAUCUGCCACUAGCUGCAAGCAUUUAGUAUAGGGCUGCAAUAACGAUUUGUCAUACAAAAAAAACACAAUUUGUGCUUUAAAAGAAACUAUAUUUUUCCCUCUCUCAACAUGUUGUACUUUUAUACUCAUGAAUGUCUAGUUUUCAGAUUCCUUUACAGUUAAUCAAGGCCACUAGCGUAUCACUACUAUUAUUCUACUCAGCAGAUGGUCAGUUUUAUUGACACCUUUAAAAAAACAAUAGGAAAAGGGCUGGUUAACGAUUUUAAAUGAACCAUUUCGCCUUCAGAUGUGCCUCCUGGUGAGAUUUAGGGCUGGUGUAAAGCGGCACGUUUCCUGCCGAUUGGCCUGUGCAAGGGCAUCGCUACACAACGUAAUAGUCCUUUCACUAUAGGGGCAGGUGCUACAACACAAUCCAGGAAGUAGUGAAACCACCAGCUUCCACUCAGAACACAAUCAUAAAAACACCUCUGAGACAACUGUGAUACUCAGACAAUCUGCAUGUGACUAUUUUGACGUAGAGUUUUGUAGCUGCAUCCUUGACCUGUAGGGGGCAGUGUACCAAUGCUUUUAAACGGCACAUACAGUAGAACUGUACAUAUAUAUGCAAUUAUGCAUGCUGACAGUAGAUAAUUUGGCUUGACUUUGAUUGUACAUGUACCUUUUGGAUUCUGGACUGGUUAAGGGGUAAUUAUUUUGUUUGACAACACUGACUCAUGUUUAGCCUCUUGGCAACUACCUUUGGCAUUCUUUUUCAUGUGUAUCAUGUACGUUAAAUAUGAGACACAUUAAGGAAGGCGAUUUGAUUCACUGUUGCCAUUGUUCCUUGACUUCAUAUUUGUAUAUGCCGGUCACGUAUGACUACUCCACUGUGGGCUUUCGCCCUUUUUUUUUUUUUUUUUUUGUCUGUUUGUCUAUGUUUUGUUACUUUUUUCUGGCCUUGUGACCUUGUUUGUCCUAUUUUUAUACUUUUUUUCUUUUUCAUUGUUCAUUUAUAUAGUUGACAAUGUGUUUUACAUGCUUAAGAUCUUUAGUUUCUUGUUUCAGAGAGUAACAGCCUUUUUUAAUUGUUUUCUUCUUUUUUUCAUUUGUUUUAUCUUUUAAUCGUUUUUUAUAGGUGAAGGGAGGGAGAUGGUUUUACUUUGUAUAAUGAUUCCAACAAUUGUGUAUUUACUGUGUUCUGUUCAUAGUAGAUUUAUAUUACAAAGAUCUAUAGAUAUAUUAUAUAUUAUAAAUAUUGCAGACUCAAAUGAGAAAAUUAGUAUUGCAAAGUGAUAUACAGUAUAUCAGUAUGUGGUCUGGCUUUGCCCAUCACUGGUUUCACUGAAGGCACUGUUUAAAGCUGCUGUUGGUUUUAUGCAUUCACAGUAGCAUUACUCUGGCACCGCAACCGCUUAAUCAAAAGUCAAAAUGCUCUUCAUUAUUCCGGCUUUAUUAUGACAGAGCUCUUGCUAAACUAAUACAAAAAGCUCUCGGAAAAUAUUAUGGACUGACACUUUAAAUUUAAUGCUGAAUGAAUUUGGUGUGAAAAGUAGAGUAGAUGCUGACAUCACAAUUACCUUUGUUUGGUCAAUGCAAAAUGGAUUUCAGUUGUUUUAUUCUACCUUUCAAGAUUUUGAAUAUGUUUGAAUUACUUAAGUUAGCAUUGGGGUAAAUCUCUCCAAACCUGUUCAGAACAUGCCUGGGUCGUAUUUCCUUCCCAAAAUCAGAAGAUAUUAUAUUUUGUUUAAAUAUAAAUAAAUGUAUAUUUAAGCAUAUAAAUAUUGAAAGUAUUUACAUUGUGACAUUAUUUUCAUGAAAACUAAGCACAUUUCCCCCAAAUUCCAACCUGCUCUCAUAGCAAAUAGUAAAAAUCAUACUAUUAUUACGAUUUGCCAUGAGACCGGGUUGGCGAAAUCGUAUGUGUUGGCUUGUACAAAAACAUACAACUUUUACUCCCAUAAAGAAAAAUAAACAAACCAUGCUAUUAAAAAUGUUCUAAAGAUAAACCCCAAACCAAAAACCAACCAUAAAAUAUAACCCCUUACCCAAACCCUGAUUUUAAUAAGACAAUCAAUGUUGUGUACAACGGAAGAAAGAGAAACAUUAGGGUUUUGAGUGAGUGUUCUUGCCAUUUUUCUCUUAGUUUUGCAUCAAUUUGAAAUUGUUGGUUGUUUGGUUACUCUCUAUGGGAAUAAAAGUUUUCGUUAGAACCAAGUUGUAUGAUAUUUUACCAUUUUAACAACUUGUACAAAUUAUUACAAGCUGAGACUGCCAAAUUCUCAUCACUGUAAUGCAAAAAAAGAACUAACUUAUGUAAUUACUUGAAUGUGAACAUUUUUAAAGUAUUUUUACAUCAUGGUAGUAUUUGUUGUUGUUCUUUUAAUUCAUGCUGAUUUAAAUAACCCACUUAAUAUUGUGUUUUUCCUACUAUGUACUUAAGCAUUUGACACAAUGUACUUUUUCUGUAAAUACCUGUUGUUGCAUUGUACUUACAUUUAAAGUACCUGCAUUUCAUUACAUCUGUAGUUACACUGUGAACUUUAACCCUAAACCUAACCCUCUUCCAAUCCUAACCCUAUCCCUAAAUCUACUCGUACCUCAAACUCAGUAGCAGUAAAUGUGAAUCUUGUGAUAAUUUUGCAGAAAAACAUGGUUACACAUUGUAUUGUAUAGAGGUCGACCGAUAGUGGACUUUGCCGAAACCGAUAACUAAGUUGCUGGAAAAAGCCAAUAACCAAUUAAUCGGCCGAUAGUUUUUAAAAUCGAUUAAUAGAAUGCUAAGACAUUUGCUUUGUCGACACAGGCAUAGAGGCCAGAGUACAAAAUGAAUAAAUCCCAGAUGUUUAUUUUUUUUAACCAACAAUAAUCCGAAAUAAAGAAGAUUUGGUGCAUAACAUGGGACUUUUAAUACUAAACAAGCCUGAAACACACUGGGGACUCUUAUUUUGAAAUGACAGAGAUUUGGCUCCAUUACAAAGCUCUAUUUGUAAUAUUUACCAAAUUAAGAUUUUUAUAGCCUAUAUAUUAUUAUUGUUAUUCACAAUAUAUGAAGUAUGUGCUGUUGAGGGACGUGUCCAUAUGGUCACAUUUUUCUUUGCAUGCCCUCACUUCAAUUUAAAAAACGUAAUUAUCAAAGAAACACGGAGGAAUAAAAAAAACUAUCGGAAUAGAUUUUUGCUGAUAACCGAUAGUUCCAAAAAGCACCUAUCGACAACGAUUAAUCGGUAAAACCGAUAUAUCGGUCUACCUCUAGUAUUGUAUGUAUUUUAAAGUUAGUACAUAGUAGUUAAAGAUACAUCUAAUAUAAAUUGGGACCGAUUUAAAAAAACAACAACAACAAAAAAACAGUAAAAAUCAUCACUGUAACAAUAAAGAGAAUCACCACUAAGAAAAAUAGGAAUUACAAAAAUAAUAAUAAUAUUUAAAGUCAAAUGUCAGGAUGCAUUACAGUAAUGAGAAUUUGGGGUGAAAUAUGCUUAAUUGUCAUGACAAUAAUGUCACAGUGGUCCUAAAAAUAAGCUUCUGUGUGUAAAAUAUAGUUUCUUAUUUUUUUGUUUGAUUUUGGGGUUUAAUAUAACCUGGAUUUUUUUCAUGAAAUUAAAUUCACUUGUUAUUGUUUCGUUUGGGCAAAUGAUGUCAGCAGUCACUCUCUGGGCACUUCUGAUUGUAAAAUAUUUGUCUUAGUCAUUUCGAGAAUGAUCUAUUUUGGGCCUUUUUGCUGUAUCAUAUCCAAACUAUGUCCAUCAAAUCUGAAUUAUUUUUUUAAGGAAGUGCAGAGGCUGACAUUUAUUGAAAAUGUCCUGGAAAAGUAAAGCAGUGUUCCAAAAGAGUCUCAUAAUAACACUAAUAUUCAAACUAAUAAAAACAGCUAGUGACUAAUCGGCCCAUAACUCCAAACCACUUUGCAAUAACAGUCUCAACAACGGCAGCCUAUCCAAUACGGUCUUGCUCAAAGGGACAUCAUUAUCCGGUUCAUCCGGAUAGUCAUUUUACUUUCCUCUUGUUUUGUAUAAAAGAGAAUAAUCAUUCCAUUUGUUUUCCCUAUUUUAUUUUACCUAUCUGUCAUUCCUGCUAAUUUGCCAUGAGGUCUGGCCUGAGCGUUGUUUAUUUGCAGGCCAGGGUGAAGUUGAUUUCAGUCUCUCUCCUUCACAGCUGUAGAUUUCUGCAUGGUUUGUGUGUCAGCAUGCCUGUAUGUCCUUGUAACAUAUUUGCACAAAGGAGGAACACAGGAGGGUUUGAGGCUUUUACAACAUUGGAGAACGCAUAGGAUGGAAGCUGUUCUGUUCCUCCUCUGUUUCUGGUCAGUAAAGCAGACAGAAUUAUGCUCUUUGUGUCCGACGGAUGUGCUUUUUACUUGUUUAAAAAAAUGAAUGAAAGAAAAAUUACUUUUGAAUAUUUUACAGCAACACAGCAAAGUUAUCUAGCACUUGUGGCAUACAGACUAGAAUGUAGAGCAUUGUUUUAGGUGAACUACAAACUACACUACACAGACUGGCCUGUGUGACUUUUUUGCUUUCGGUUUGUUUUCUUUUUCUUUUCUAAUCUUCCUCUGGAGGUAUUUUGGGGGCUGGAGGAAGACUAGGAAAAGCUUAGGGUUGUUCCUUUAGAACAUCUGGAAUCAUCAAAGGGCUUUUCCAGAUGCUUGACGGAUAUAUCUUCAGUUUGUCAAAAUAAAAAAAAAACAACACUUAUCAGCCAGUAAUACCUGUGACCACUGUGGCUCGAGAACAGUUCUAGGUUUACAAAAAUGUAAGAAAUGCAUAUUAUUUUUGUCACUUUGUUUUUCCAUUGUUACAAUAGAACUUUUCUUGGGACCUUUGCUCUAACGUUUGUCUUUGACAUCAAUUAUAAAGUACCUUGUUUUUGAAUA
Molecule: messenger RNA, 9486 nt
Organism: Myxocyprinus asiaticus (Chinese sucker)
Lineage: Eukaryota; Metazoa; Chordata; Actinopteri; Cypriniformes; Catostomidae
Product: histone deacetylase 4-like
Exons: 27
Coding region: 354-3500 (1048 amino acids)
Biological process (GO): negative regulation of transcription by RNA polymerase II; chromatin organization
Cellular component (GO): histone deacetylase complex
Molecular function (GO): histone deacetylase activity
Source: RefSeq, a predicted model, not a curated record